AUGGCAGGUUGUUAUCAUCCGAGGCAUCCAGAGAGCCACACCAGCGCCCAGCAUGAGCAGUAUCUCAAGACCGGAGUGUCUGCCAUGGAGAGCGAUUACCGACCGACGCCGAGCUACCGUCGCUACCGUCGCUGCCGUCGCUGCCGUCGCUGCCGUCGCUGCCGUCGCAAACUCCGCAUGAAUCGACCCCAAUUCCGGCAAUACCACAACACUACUGUGUAA
This is a messenger RNA of Penicillium bovifimosum, 222 nucleotides long. RefSeq lists its product as uncharacterized. Bases 1 to 222 code for a protein of 73 amino acids. The transcript has a single exon. The record is from RefSeq and is a predicted model, not a curated record. NCBI's taxonomy places the organism in Eukaryota, Fungi, Ascomycota, Eurotiomycetes, Eurotiales, Aspergillaceae.